GGCAGUCUAUACCCGAUCCUAGGCACCACUGGAGUGUCUGCGCAGCCCCAUUCAUAAUUUUGUUGCGCCGAAUGCACUCGUAAUUUUGCCUACCAUCAAGCGCCACCCCAUCAAAUGGUUUCCAAAGUCCCUGCGACGGCCCAGAUUUUACAUUGACGGUGUAACUAAAUAGGCAGGGUUCCCGCUACAAAAGAGGCUUCGAAGAUCUUUGAGAAUCAAUACUCGGGCCGUAUGCUGUUUUCCCCCUCCGGUUUAGAAAGCAUUUGGACGCUGGUUUGGAAAUGGAAGGGUGAACAUCUGCAACCUUGAAGGAAUUUCGCGAGACCUUUCCGCCCAUAUCGGCAGACUCCCGCUUUCGUCUGCAACGCAUGGCCUGUAAAAACAGGCUUUCCUAGCAAAAUACUAGUCGAUUCCAUAUCAACAAAGCACUCGGAGAUCAUGGCGUUCGCUAACCAGUAAAUUAUAAGAUCUCAAUAAGGACAGGCGAGCUACCUCGGGUGCCAUACCGAACGUCCUUUAAUAACCAUGUGGGGCACUCAGCAAGUUCCUCCUUGGAAGCGGUUCGAACUUGUUUGGUCCAGGAACCAACCAGCGUCUCCGUCGGAAAAAAAAGAGAAAAAGAAACGAAAAUCCAGCAGAAGUGACGUCGGCUUGGGUAGACCCCUGAUUGCAUGCAGACGUUUCCCGUCCCAUGUUCCCUGUACACUGAAGGCAGAAUCCGUGAACGUGGGGCAUCUAUAAACGAUGGAAUGGAGAUCAUUUACGGAGUACUGACCGUGAAAUUUCCAAAGCAAAAGGAAUUUCGGGCAAACUGGGCUGAGAGGCUCUUAUCAAGCACCGGAGUAUAUCUCGUUAGGGCUAAGGCAGAUCGUCUCGAGGAUGCAUACAACCGGGAGGGAAGAAUAACUGAGGUGCACAUGCAUACAAAACUCAAUGCCGCGGUCGCGGUUCAACUUGGGCCAAUUUGUUCGCAACAAAUAGAUCCAGCCCUCCGUCAAAACCGACUAGCUACAUCAUAG
Coccidioides immitis RS is the source of this 1019-nucleotide messenger RNA. RefSeq lists its product as uncharacterized. The record is from RefSeq and is a predicted model, not a curated record. The transcript is spliced from 3 exons. Lineage: Eukaryota; Fungi; Ascomycota; Eurotiomycetes; Onygenales; Onygenaceae. The coding region runs from base 672 to 1019 and encodes 115 amino acids.